Molecule: messenger RNA, 390 nt
Organism: Porites evermanni
Lineage: Eukaryota; Metazoa; Cnidaria; Anthozoa; Scleractinia; Poritidae
Source: the annotation of a GenBank genome assembly
AUGAGAUUCCUACAGACUCACUCCACCCACUGGCGAGCAACAUGCAGCUACCCAACCCACGGCAUCGACUUCAGAGACUACCUUCGUGGAAAUUUCAAGGACUUCAACAUCUUUGACUUCGUUGGAGAAUGCCAGUGCAAGAAAGUGGAAUACGUCAACAUCCGGGAACACGUGGGUACGGAUCUGACGGCGCCUUUCUGGCAGAAGCUAAAUACAUGGACAUUGCAUAUCGACAGUACCUACACCCACUGUCAGUUCAAGACGGCGAAAUCUGGUGCGGCGUCAAGUGAAGACAACUUUGGCUGGUAUGGAGACGGCAUCAGCAACAAAUUCCGCCGCACACAGGGAGACCAAUCCACUACCCAGUGGUGGUUUGGAGCUCACCUUUAA